Chionomys nivalis (European snow vole) is the source of this 1214-nucleotide messenger RNA. It is a transcript of the gene Rcan2, whose product is annotated as regulator of calcineurin 2. Gene Ontology annotation, biological process: calcium-mediated signaling. The record is from RefSeq and is a predicted model, not a curated record. The transcript is spliced from 5 exons. Gene Ontology annotation, molecular function: calcium-dependent protein serine/threonine phosphatase regulator activity; nucleic acid binding. The coding region runs from base 233 to 964 and encodes 243 amino acids. NCBI's taxonomy places the organism in Eukaryota, Metazoa, Chordata, Mammalia, Rodentia, Cricetidae. Gene Ontology annotation, cellular component: cytoplasm; nucleus.
CGGUGGUUGCGGGAGCACCGGCAGGAGACACAGCUCGGGUGACCCUGCGACCCAUAGAGCGGGAGGCGGCGCGCAGUGCGCACCGCCCCACGCCCAGGCCCGCGGGCACCGCACCAGCCCCGCCGUCAGGUGAGCAGGCAGAGCCGCGCCCGCAGCCUUCAGCCCGGAGGACCCCCGAGUCGCCGCCACCGUCGCCGCUGCCUCCGCGGCGCAUCGAAGACGCCCUGCAGGGAUGAGGGGAGAAUCCUACUUCAUCGGAAUGAGGAGCCUAGGGCAGCAGGCAUCCAUCCCUGAAGAUGGGGGACUUUUCUUCCUCUGCUGCAUAGACAGAGACUGGGCUGUCACUCAGUGCUUUGCAGAAGAGGCCUUUCAAGCAAUCACCGACUUCAAUGAUCUCCCCAACUCACUGUUUGCCUGCAAUGUCCACCAGUCCGUGUUUGAAGAAGAGGAGAGCAAGGAAAAAUUUGAGGGACUAUUCCGGACCUAUGAUGAGUGUGUCACGUUCCAGCUGUUUAAGAGCUUCCGACGCGUCCGAAUAAAUUUCAGUCACCCCAAAUCUGCAGCCCGUGCUCGGAUAGAGCUUCAUGAGACCCAGUUCCGAGGGAAGAAACUAAAACUCUACUUCGCACAGGUCCAGACCCCCGAGACAGACGGAGACAAACUGCAUUUGGCACCCCCACAGCCUGCCAAACAGUUCCUCAUCUCGCCCCCUUCGUCCCCUCCUGUGGGCUGGAAGCCCAUCAGCGAUGCCACGCCGGUCCUCAACUACGACCUUCUUUAUGCCGUGGCCAAACUAGGACCAGGAGAGAAGUAUGAACUGCACGCGGGGACUGAGUCCACACCAAGUGUCGUGGUGCAUGUGUGUGACAGCGACAUGGAGGAAGAAGAGGAUCCAAAGACUUCCCCAAAGCCAAAAAUCAUCCAAACCCGGCGUCCCGGCCUGCCGCCCUCCAUGUCCAACUGAGCAUGUCCAUGAUGACACGCGUCUCCACUCAUCAUGCUUUCCCCUGUUGUUUGUCCGAAACAUUAAUUGCCUUUAAGUCCCUGGGUGUUUGGUUGUUUGCGACUCCUUCCUUGUAAUUAAGCCUCUUGGACAAAAGGGCUAGGAAAAGGUGACAUGUCUCCCAAUCGACUCACACCCAUUAACUAUAAUCUAUUACUUAGAAAGUUAUAGAAAAAAGGUAGUAUUUUCUUAUUAAACAAUCAGUACAGUA